Messenger RNA from Phanerochaete carnosa HHB-10118-sp, 974 nucleotides. RefSeq lists its product as uncharacterized. Lineage: Eukaryota; Fungi; Basidiomycota; Agaricomycetes; Polyporales; Phanerochaetaceae. Gene Ontology annotation, molecular function: ubiquitin protein ligase activity. The coding region runs from base 320 to 739 and encodes 139 amino acids. The record is from RefSeq and is a predicted model, not a curated record. The transcript is spliced from 10 exons. Gene Ontology annotation, biological process: protein ubiquitination; negative regulation of gene expression via chromosomal CpG island methylation.
CCGACGCAGCGGGCGCAACGCCGGAAAGAAGAUUGAUUACAGGGGUGAUGGAGACUUCCUAAAGAGAGACGAUGGGCCUCGCAUUAUCAGCAAGAACGCGCGGAAUCAUGAGUUGUCCGAAGCGAGAAGUCCACUGGAGAGGAAACACGAUCCGAAGGUGUUUGGAUCUAUUCUCGGCAUCGAAGUUGGAGUAUGGUGGGCAACUAGGGAGGAGUGCAGUAGAGAUGCUAUUCAUGCGCCAUACGUUGCCGGCAUCUCUGGCGGUCCUGAGGGAUGCUACUCGGUGGCUCUCUCAGGAGGCUACGAGGAUGAUGUUGACAUGGGGGAAGGAUUCACUUACACAGGUGCAGGCGGACGCGACUUGAAGGGUACGAAGGAAAAGCCAAAGAACCUCCGUACGGCGCCACAGAGCUGUGACCAAGAUUUCGAAAAUAGGAGUAACAAGGCUCUCUUAAAAUCUGUGGAGACCAAGAAACCCAUCCGUGUUAUCCGGGGCUACAAGCUGGAGUCGAAAUAUGCUCCUUUGGAAGGCUAUCGUUAUGACGGCCUCUACACCGUCGAAAAAGCGUGGCGGGAGAAAGGUCUGAAUCCCAAGGGCUACCUUGUCUGCAAAUUCAUCUUCAAGCGUAUCGAGGGUCAACCUCCGCUCUCUGUUUACGAGGAUGAGGCUAAGGGUUCGGACGCCAUAUCGGAUAUAGAAGAGGAAGGCAACGACAAGGAUGCGUCCGAUUCCGACUAACUCCGACAGUCCGUACUGGAACCUGAUCGCGUCGGAUGCUUGGAAAAGGUUCAGUGCAGUGCGUAUAUACCCCGUAAUAUUUCUUGGAUCUUGCCGAUGUCAGCUCGCUAUUCUCCGUUGAGUCCUUGUCGAGCCUUGUCAAUUAUCUACCAGCGCUUCUACUCUCAUAACGGAGGCUAUGCACGUUGCUGGGAUCCUUCAGUACAAGAAACAUAUUUUUCCUGUUCUUGCUUGC